This is a messenger RNA of Tetrapisispora phaffii CBS 4417, 399 nucleotides long. It is a transcript of the gene SDH7, whose product is annotated as Sdh7p. NCBI's taxonomy places the organism in Eukaryota, Fungi, Ascomycota, Saccharomycetes, Saccharomycetales, Saccharomycetaceae. Gene Ontology annotation, biological process: succinate metabolic process; mitochondrial respiratory chain complex II assembly. Gene Ontology annotation, cellular component: mitochondrial intermembrane space; mitochondrion. The record is from RefSeq and is a predicted model, not a curated record. The transcript has a single exon. Bases 1 to 399 code for a protein of 132 amino acids.
AUGAGAGCCACGACACGUUUGCUAAUCAGCAACAAUGCAAUUCUUCUACAAGCCGCCAGAAAAGCCAAAACAGCAGUGCAACCGCUGCUUCCUCCUCUACAACUAUACAGACGCAUACUACGAGAGCAUAGACAUUUACCACCUUUACAAAGGGAACUAGGAGACCAAUACGUCAAAAAUGAGUUCAAACUACACAAGAAUACCGAUAAUCCAUUGCAUAUCGUUGGCUUCCUCACAAGCUGGCAGGAUUACCUGCAUACGAUAACCAAAGGUGAAUGGGAAGAGGAAAGAGUAUCAGCCCAAGUACUGGAAAAAUUAUCAUCAGAUCAGGUAGUUCAACUCUAUGAGUUAAUGAAAGAGGCUGACGCAUUAUCAAAGGGGACAUCUACGACCGAAUAG